AUGAAGGUCCAUCUCAACCCGUGGAGGGACGCUCCGUUGCUCACCAAGAUCCAUAUCCUCGGCUGUGUGAUUAUCAUCUGUGCGAGUGUGGUCGGCAAGUACCAGCGCUUCAAGGUACGAAUGCGCCACCCGUUCGCGCCGCGUACGUCGAACGGAAAGCGGAGGAGCGAGGGCGAGCUGUUUCAGGGAGAGGGCUGCUGCACGUGUGGGCACCCAGGAACGAGUUCGGGCGGCGAAAAUGUGGACAAGCCAGAGGUUGUGGGGGGAGAUCGCGAGGCGGGGGAGGCGGACGGUAGAAAGGCGGAUGGUGGGAUUCCCGCUGGCUUGUAA
This is a messenger RNA of Tricharina praecox, 330 nucleotides long. RefSeq lists its product as uncharacterized. The record is from RefSeq and is a predicted model, not a curated record. The coding region runs from base 1 to 330 and encodes 109 amino acids. The transcript has 2 exons. Lineage: Eukaryota; Fungi; Ascomycota; Pezizomycetes; Pezizales; Pyronemataceae.